CGUAUCAUCUGAACACUAACGGAACACAACAGUGCUGUCAGAGUGAAAUUGAAACUAAUUCGUGUCUCUCGUGAGCUCUACCUAAGAAAAACAUAAAUAACAAUCGACCAUAAACCACAAAAAAAAAAAUAAGGACAGGAAAUAUCGGUUUGAUAAGGAAGCCUCACGUUUGAUUUGAACGUUGGUUUGUUAGCAAGGUGUUAAACGGUUGCAGUCUGCUUUGUUUUGGUAAAAUUAUAAUAAGAAAAAAAGGAAUUUAGUGCAGUGGAUUGACUUCUAGCUGUUACUUUUCGUUACACAAAAGUGUCAUUAGUAAUAAUUUAGUCUACACGUGUCAUCUAAAUCUAUUUUUGCAUAUCAACAAGAUCUAAUCUGCCAAACCAAGAUGUCAAAAUAUACGUCUUUUCCUGAUGCAGCUGAUGAUCACAAUCCAUUUCAGGAUCCGUCAGUGACUCAACAUAGCAGUAACACAGGCUAUGCCACGCUGGACCUGUACAACCCAUUUGAUAACAACACAGCUGUGCCACCACCUCCUUAUGAGGCCACAUCUCCAGCUGCCCCGCCCCCCGCCCAAACACCAACCAACAGGACCACGCCCACCGAGCCUAAGAAUUAUGGAUCCAAUGGAACACAGUCUGCAGUGAAUGCCACCACAGCAGAACUGUUGAGAAAACAGGAAGAACUGGAAAGAAAAGCAAAGGAGCUGGAGAGAAGAGAGAAAGAGCUGAAUGCUCAUGCUCUUGGCUCUGGUGCCUCUCGUCAGAAUAAUUGGCCCCCUUUGCCCUCCUUCUGUCCGGUGGGACCCUGUUUCUAUCAGGACAUUGAUCUGGAGAUUAGCCAAAGCUUCCAGCGCACUGUCAAAACCAUGUACUACUACUGGAUGUUCACAGCAUGCACUUUGCUCUUUAAUCUCAUUUCCUCCUUGGCUAUGUUCUGUGUGGACACCACUGGUAAUGGAGUGGGCUUAGGUCUUGCCAUCCUCUGGACUAUCCUCUUCACCCCCUGCUCCUUCGUCUGUUGGUACAGGCCUGUGUACAAAGCCUUCAGGAGUGACAGUUCCUUCAACUUCUUUGCGUUUUUCUUCAUGUUUUUCGCCCAGGUGGUCUUUUAUGUUAUCAUGACUAUCGGAAUCCCUGGCUGGGGCUUCUGUGGAUGGAUUGUGAGUUUGGCCGCUCUUAAGAUCAGCAAGGCAGUCGCUGUGAUCAUGAUUCUGAAUUCGGUGCUCUUCACUGGUCAGACAGCCAUGGGAGUGGUGUUGCUCAAUAAGGUUCAUUCUAUGUACAGGAAGACUGGGGCAAGCUUCGAGAAGGCCCAGGCAGAGUUUGCCACUGGUGUGCUUUCCAAUCAGUCAGUGCGCCAGGCAGCUGCUAAUGCCACCGUCUCUGCUGCACAGGGUGCGUUCACUGGACCCCGGUAGAGAGCUAGAUGGGAGGGAAUAAAUGAGGUUGAGGAACCUGAUCGGUUGUGCAGCAUUAAAUCAAAGUGACUUACCCUAGCACUCCUCGACAUGGCCUAGUUACAAACAAAUUCACACUACCAUAGACCCCACUUGCACGUAUGCCAGGAUAAAUUGAUUCAUAAUGAUUGUAAUGCAACAUUAAGCCUUUUUGAAACUCUAAUUGUCGGCCAUGCUGAGCACUUUGCCAUUAGUUAAGACAUUCAGGAAGGAUCUAGGUGUUGGUUAAUUAAAAAAAAUAGGGUUUAUGUAAAUGCUGUCUAUGUAGACCUAAGAUCAACUUCCAAACUCUCAUCAUUUAUAAGGAUAGAAAAAACAAAUAGUGUUCCAAAACGAUUAGUGUUACAUUAAGUUUUUAAAUACUAAGGCAUCAGGUUUAGGCUUCCAAUUCUAAAGAGAUUUUCUCUCAAAAAUGUAAAUGCUGGUCUCAUUUACACUUGCUAUUCCAAACCUGAAUUACUUUUUUUUAAGUAUGGAACACACAAGGCAGAAUGUUAGGAACUGACAGCCUCAGUCACCAUUCACUUUCAUUGCAUCUUUUUUCCUUACUAUUAAAGUGAGAAGUUAUUUAAGCCAGUGGCAGUUCUAGGAUGUGAUCUUUGGGGAUUUUUGGGUGAACUAUCCCUUUAACAUAUUUACAGCUUGUGCAGUGUAUGGUGAAGCAAAUAUGACGAUUCCACUAAAACAGUCAGAUUUUGCUUUUGCCUUGAAUUUGUUCUUCGUAUGUAAAUAAAUGUACACGACAAGGAAAGUAAUUAUUUCAUUUCUCUAGAAUGCAGGUUACUCAUAACCUGUGAAGUUUAAUUUGCCAAACCUUUUUCUUACAACUAAGAGAGAACUCUCAUAUCAUAUUUUAGAGAUUCAUGAUUCACUUUAUAUAUUUAAAGGUGGUGGGAUUUUUUUAUUUUUUUUUCCUUUGGUUAACAGAACUUGAUAUAACAAUAAAGCAUGCUUAAUGUUUAGAUGCAACAGAAACUACUGUAUGCAGUGAUGCGUGACCCAUGUUUCAGGUCAUAUUCAUGAGUUAAGAUAAUGUGUGCUUUGAUAUAAUUCUGACAGUUGAACUCCUCAAUCAAAUUUGCAAAUCAAAAUGUUGUAGCAGCCGAGAAUGGUGCGGUUUUCUGUGGCCAAGAUAUGUGUUGCGUGUGUGAUUUUUGUAUUUUUAUUUGAUUUUUUCCUUAAACUUCAAUGUAACAUUUUGUCAAAUGGUAGUACCUAAAUGAAAGUAUUACUUAGUUGUUUUUAUUAUGAUAUUGCUGCUGAAUGUUGUUUUCAUGAGUGUCACAAUGUUUUGUUUUUAUUAAAGUUCAUGA
Molecule: messenger RNA, 2769 nt
Organism: Xyrauchen texanus (razorback sucker)
Lineage: Eukaryota; Metazoa; Chordata; Actinopteri; Cypriniformes; Catostomidae
Product: secretory carrier-associated membrane protein 3-like
Exons: 9
Coding region: 386-1417 (343 amino acids)
Biological process (GO): protein transport
Cellular component (GO): trans-Golgi network membrane; recycling endosome membrane
Source: RefSeq, a predicted model, not a curated record